This is a messenger RNA of Chanos chanos (milkfish), 1030 nucleotides long. It is a transcript of the gene gadd45bb, whose product is annotated as growth arrest and DNA-damage-inducible, beta b. Gene Ontology annotation, cellular component: cytoplasm; nucleus. The transcript is spliced from 4 exons. The coding region runs from base 152 to 628 and encodes 158 amino acids. Lineage: Eukaryota; Metazoa; Chordata; Actinopteri; Gonorynchiformes; Chanidae. Gene Ontology annotation, biological process: regulation of cell cycle. The record is from RefSeq and is a predicted model, not a curated record.
GAACGGAUAACAGUGUGUUUGUGCAGACUUGCGAGCAUCACCGUGAAUUUAUUGUGGAUUACAAUUUUAUUGUAAAUACGCAACGCUCUGGAAUUUACUUUUCGAGGAGACAUCCUUCGAUCUGUGGAUUACUUUACAUCUUUGAAGAAAUAUGACUUUGGAAGAAGUUGUUGGAUGCAACAGCACUGACAGAAAAAUGGAGACGGUUAGUCAAGCUCUCGAGGAGCUACUGGUGGCUGCACAACGACAAAACUGUCUUACAGUUGGAGUCUACGAGUCUGCUAAACUAAUGAAUGUAGACCCAGACAAUGUUGUAUUGUGCGUACUGGCCACCGAUGAGGAAGACGAGAAUGAUGUUGCGCUACAAAUUCACUUCACGCUUAUCCAAGCCUUCUGCUGUGACAUUGACAUUAAUAUUCUCCGCGUCUCCGGCAUGAGACGUCUAGCCCAAGUACUCGGCGAGCCGCUCUCUACUGACAGCAACGGCAACGAGCCAAAGGAUCUACACUGCAUAUUAGUCACUAAUCCACAAGCCGAACAUAUGAAACUGAAUGAAGUAGGAAGUUACUGCAAAGAGAGCCGCUGCAAAAACCAAUGGGUUCCGUCCAUCGCAUUGCAGGAGCGCUGAGGAACCUUGCACCUUACCCGAGGAAUACUUUCAAAAAAAUGAUGUCGUCAUUCAAUAAAGUUGAAUGCAUAUCAUCAAUAUUCCAGUCCUCUGAUCCCGUGUAUGUGGAAUACAAGGGGCCGGCAGAGUUCUGCAGGGAUUAUGGGACUGUACUGUGUACUGGUUGCUCUCCACGACUUGAGAGAAAGAAGAUGGAGCAGGGCGCUAGUGGGACGGUGGACCGUGCAGUUCGCCUUGUAAACCACAUGAUAUGGUUGCAAGAGGAUUGAUUAUAUGACUAAGGAGGCGCAGAAGCGUACUUUAGUCACCACGUGGAGAUGAGAAGACAACACGUGACUGUAACCUAGCAGCACUGUCACAGGUCAAAAGACGUUCUGACAGAGGAAAAUUCAAAUGCUGCUG